AUGAGGAUACAAAACUUGGAGUCAUUGUCAAUGUUUGAUACUGCACAACGAUCAAACAAUCCGUUGUUUUGGUCUGAUUUGAAGGAGUUGAUGGCACAUCUGGCCAAUAUCAAUACGAUUGGUCAAUCCAGCCUGCCCGACUCACUGACCAAUCUCACUCUGUCCGGUCCCUUUGAUGGAACACUCGACAUCCUUCCCGCUGGUCUCAAGAAGUUGAACUUGCGAUCUGCCGCCUCCUGGAACCGAGAGAUACCACCAGACACAUUGCCACCUGGCAUCGAAUCAAUCCAGUUUGGAUAUUCAUUCAAUCAAUCUCUGGAUGGUCUGCCCAGCAGUGUCACCAAUCUCGCACUUGGAGGCUCAUAUGAAAAGGUGAUCGAAUGUCCAUCACUUCAUUCACUAUCGAUCGAGUCAGUCAAGCCAAGAUUCUCAACCUCACCUUACCCUCUACUCACAACACUUCUGUUCGAGGGUGUUACAAGCCAGGUGUUAUCAAAGAUCAAUGGUACAGUCUUCCCAGUACUGAAUAGGCUCACAAUCAAUCAAUUGGUUGAUCAGCCGCCAGCCCCAAUGGACCUAUCAACCCUACCACCUUCUUUGAGACAUUUGGAUGUUGGACUGAACAAUAUGCCAUCUGCCUUGCCCGUGGGUUUGGACACACUACGUGUCAAUCUUGAAGCGGCCACCAACUGUCAACCACUUAGAAGUGGACUACUUCCAGACUCGAUAACCAAUCUCACAUUGGAGGGCUAUGCCAUACCAUUCCAAUUGGGCGACAUACCACAAUCUGUCACCUCACUGUACCUUCGUAAGCAUACCCUGGAGCUUGACCACAAUAUGCUACCAUCAUCACUUCGAACAUUAUGGUUUACCGUUCGAAGAUUCCAAAAGGCCGACCAACAUUGUCCAUUCAUUGCAAGAGAGCUCAGAAAACUACCUAUAACAAUCACCGAGGUGUCCAUCACCAUGCCUAGUAUCGCAGUGACAUUCAAGUUGUACAGACUCUCAGACACGGUGUUCCUGCGACUCACAAAUACUCUUGAGAAGAGUGGUAUUCUGGACAUUUCCCGUCCAGAUCUCGAAGAGUUCAUUGAUCGUGCAACCAGUGGUCACAGUUCCUUUAGCAAUACCAUCAAUGGGGACUUAGUCAAGAAGCACCGAACAAAGACUUCAAAAUGUAUCACAAUGUAA
Messenger RNA from Acytostelium subglobosum LB1, 1191 nucleotides. RefSeq lists its product as hypothetical. Bases 1 to 1191 code for a protein of 396 amino acids. The transcript is spliced from 2 exons. Lineage: Eukaryota; Evosea; Eumycetozoa; Acytosteliales; Acytosteliaceae. The record is from RefSeq and is a predicted model, not a curated record.